Tribolium madens (black flour beetle) is the source of this 2325-nucleotide messenger RNA. It is a transcript of the gene BTBD9, whose product is annotated as BTB/POZ domain-containing protein 9. Gene Ontology annotation, biological process: circadian behavior; adult locomotory behavior; modulation of chemical synaptic transmission. The transcript has 7 exons. NCBI's taxonomy places the organism in Eukaryota, Metazoa, Arthropoda, Insecta, Coleoptera, Tenebrionidae. The coding region runs from base 140 to 1972 and encodes 610 amino acids. The record is from RefSeq and is a predicted model, not a curated record. Gene Ontology annotation, molecular function: protein binding.
CAGAUGGCAGCUGACAUCUGUCAAGUUGCGAGGGACGCAUUUGCGAUGUUUUUUUGAGUGUUUUGGUGCAACAGUAAUAAUAACAAGUAAUAAGCAAUUUCGCAACAACAAGAUAAAAUUAUCAGUUUUCGAUGCCAAGAUGAGCAGCAGUUCGCAAUACAUGCAAAAUUCAAGCACGAAGAACUCCACAGUGGUCCGGUUGGGGGAUAUCGAACACUUGGCUCAGCUCUCAGAGAACCUGUCUUCGCUGUGCUUGAGCCACGAAUAUGCGGACAUCACGCUCGUAGUCGAGGGGCAGAAGCUCUACGCACACAAGGUGAUUUUGGCGGCAAGAAGUGAGUAUUUCCGGGCGUUGCUCUACGGCGGCUUGAAGGAAUCGAACCAGUCGGAGAUCGUGCUCCCCGAUGCCCCCGUCAAGGCUUUCAAAAUCCUCCUAAAAUACAUCUACUCUGGCCACAUGUUUCUAAUGACUCUGAAAGAGGACGUGAUUUUAGACACUUUGGGUUUGGCCCACCAAUACGGCUUUCAAGACUUGGAGACGGCAAUAUCCGACAUCCUCAAACAACUGUUGGCCUUGCGCAACGUGUGUGCGAUUCUCGACACUGCACAUUUGUACGGGCUGGAGAAAUUAGUGGACGUUUGUCACGCGUUUUUGGACCGACAUGCCUCUGAAAUUCUGCUUCACGAGUCAUUCCUGCAGCUUUCCCAGGCGUCGCUCGUGGAAUUGUUACAAAGGGACUCGUUUUUCGCCCCGGAAGUGGAGAUAUUCCGGGGUGUGUGCACGUGGUGCACGGCGAAUGACGAUAAGGACGACCGCGUUAUGAAAUGUGUGAGAUUGCCGUUGAUGAGUGUCGCCGAUUUGUUGUCGGUGGUGAGGCCGGCGGGGUUAGUCAAACCGGACGCCCUUUUGGACGCGAUAGCGGAACGGACCAAUGUGAGAUUGAGUAGUCUGCCUCAUCGGGGGCAAUUGAUUUUGGAGGAGAAUGUUGCGUCGCCUCGAAUGGGCUCGAAAGUCGUCGCCGGGGAACUACUCGAGUAUUUACUAGACGGCGAUUACUACACCUACGACAUGGAAAAGGGGUACACGAGACAUCCCAUUAACGGGCCCGGUGAUCAAGGGAUUAUCAUAAAACUGGGAAUGCCCUCAAUCAUCAACCAUAUACGUAUGUUAUUGUGGGACCGCGAUUUGAGGUCAUAUUCGUACUAUAUCGAAGUGUCUAUGGAGCAAAAAGACUGGGUCAGAGUCGUGGACUAUAGUCAUUAUUGUUGUAGGUCUUGGCAGUAUUUGUAUUUCGAAAACCGCGUCGUACAAUUUAUUCGAAUCGUCGGUACGCAUAACACUGUCAAUAAGGUGUUUCAUUUAGUUUCGUUUGAAGCAUCGUGUAAAUUAAGCAUUCCAAAAAUGGUGAAUGAUAUAAUUUGUCCGAAUUACAACGUAGCGACUUUGGAUAAGAGUGCUGUGGUUAUAGAAGGCGUGAGUCGGUCGAGAAACGCCCUCUUGAACGGCGAUACGAAGCAUUACGAUUGGGAUUCGGGGUACACGUGCCACCAGCUGGGCUCGGGGGCCAUCCUAAUUCAACUAGGCCAGCCGUACGUGAUAUCGAGCCUCCGGCUGCUCCUGUGGGAUUGCGACGACCGCACUUACAGCUACUACAUCGAGUCGUCGGUGAACGUCUGGGAUUGGGAAAUGGUGGUGGACCACACUCGCGAAAACUGCAAAUCCUGGCAACUCAUCAGAUUCCCUCCACGACCAGUGGUCUUCAUCCGGAUCGUGGGCACGCACAAUUCGGCCAAUGAGGUGUUCCACUGCGUCCACUUCGAGUGUCCCUCGUGCGAAGACCAAGGCUCUUCGGGCUCAGCCAAACCCUCAACCAGCAAAAGCAUCACUUCGGAGAAAGAUGUCUCGAUGCAGACGGCAGAAAUCGCCACCGAAGCCGAAGAAAUGCAUUCAGAAGACGACGAUAAAAUAUGAAAAAGAGCGUCGCGAAAUCUGUUUAUUAAUUUAUUUAUGUAUUGUUGGCUUUCAAUAAUGAUCGUGUCCAGUUUUUAUUUCAUUAUGAUUACUUUGUUUUGAGGGAUUAACAACACUAAUCAGGGGGAGUGAGGGAAAUGUGAUAUAAGCAAUUGGGUAGAGAAUUUGUGAUAAUUUGGUGGAAAUUAAAGCGAUGAGAUUUCUUUUCCAAAACGUUAGCAAUAAAUUAUUCGAAAUGUGACUAUAAUGUAUGUCGGGUGUUAUCGCUUAGACUUUUAACACUGUACUAAGAGUAUUUUUAUGAUGUUUUAUGUGAAAAGAGAACUUUACAAAAUAAAUGUAGAUUGUUGCAA